Molecule: messenger RNA, 2245 nt
Organism: Rhineura floridana
Lineage: Eukaryota; Metazoa; Chordata; Lepidosauria; Squamata; Rhineuridae
Gene: JDP2
Product: Jun dimerization protein 2
Exons: 5
Coding region: 333-1241 (302 amino acids)
Biological process (GO): regulation of transcription by RNA polymerase II
Cellular component (GO): nucleus
Molecular function (GO): DNA-binding transcription factor activity, RNA polymerase II-specific; RNA polymerase II cis-regulatory region sequence-specific DNA binding
Source: RefSeq, a predicted model, not a curated record
CUGCACGUGCUCAGUGUCAUUCCCUUAUACUACUACUGUUAUUAUUAUCGCUUGGUUUGCUUCUGCGCUGGUUCCUGGCUCUGAAAGGUUCCGAGGCUGAGAUUCGGCCUCAGUUCUGCAAGAAGGAAAAGUCGGAGGAGGCGGUGGCGGGAACAGCCGAGCGAUCCGCUGUUGGGCUGAGCGUAGAAGUGGUCCCGCCUCCCCCCUCCCGGCCUGCACUCUCCUCCCCUGCGGUCCCCUCUUCUCCUCCCACCUUGACGUCUGGAGCUGGCAACCCGGCCGGUUCCGCAUUCCCUCCCCGCAGACCAGGGGCCGCUAUAUAACUGGGGCUGAUGCAACCCACCCAGCCGUCCGACAGAGCCUGCGGGAGGGACGGCGAGGGACAGAACCGACUUGCAGUGACGGUGGGGGCUGCAGACGCCCCGGCGUCCCCGUGGCCGCGGCGACACCUCCCGGGACCGGACUGGGCUUGGCACAACGGGCCUGCAGAGAGAGGCCGAGAGCCGCUCACCGAGCUGGGCGGCUGCAGUGGAGCUGAGUGUGCAGCCCGCCCCAGCUGCAGCCGGGCCCCGGGGGCACCUUCGCCGUCAGUUCGGGGAAUUAGCGGAGAGGCCACAGCUCAGUGGCUGAGCACAUGCUUUGCAGUUUAUAUCCCGCCCUUCCUCCCAAAAGAAGCCCAGGGCAGCACCAGCUUCAAUCUCUGGCAUCAUCAUUUCAAAGGAGCAGACUGUGGAACUGUAUAUCCUGCUAUGAUGCCUGGGCAGAUUCCAGACCCAUCCCUGACAGCUGGUGCUCUGCCUGGCCUCGGCCCCUUGACAGGGUUGCCUGGUACCACCUUGACAGCGGAAGAGCUGAAGUAUGCUGACAUUCGCAACAUUGGGGCCAUGAUUUCGCCACUACACUUCUUGGAGGUGAAACUAGGCAAGAGGCCUCAGCCAGUGAAAAGUGAGCUAGAUGAAGAAGAGGAAAGGAGGAAAAGGCGCCGAGAGAAGAACAAAGUAGCAGCUGCUCGAUGUCGGAACAAGAAGAAGGAGAGGACAGAGUUCCUGCAGCGGGAAUCUGAACGCCUGGAGCUCAUGAAUGCUGAGCUGAAAGCCCAGAUAGAGGAGCUGAAGCAAGAGAGGCAGCAGCUGAUCUUGAUGCUGAACCGCCACCGCCCCACCUGCAUUGUGCGGACAGAUAGUGUCAAAACUCCAGAGAGUGAAGCCAACCCACUGUUAGAGCAGCUGGAGAAGAAGUGAAGGGGGCCUGGUGAGCCCAAGAGAAAGUAGGUGGCAAAGAAGACAAAGCAGGAUCUCUGAGAGUCUCUCAUCUAUGUACUGUACAAAGAACUGUGCACUAGAGAUUGGUGCAACCAGAACACAGUGAGCUUCCUUGGGGAUUGCACGUUUAUCCCCCAAAUGGAGGGGAUGAAGGAGGAGAGGAUCACAUCAGAAACAGCCAGCAGGGAAGCGGUCGCUGCCAUUCCAAGGCUUGACGCAAGUGGAUAUGGCAGCUGUUGCAAAGGCUUUUCUGGGGCCUCAUCGAAAUGGCAGUUCAGCCGUGGAGAUUUUUCAAGCAACCCAUCCCAGGGCAUUCCUAGUCUGGAACAUGUUAGGAUGCUAGGAGGUAGCAUUGUGGGUUGCCAUCGCCCCUCUUCCUAUGGCUAAUGGUUGGCAGUCAGCAGGGACAAAAGGUUUGAGCACUAGAGAAAACUAGGGCAGGAGGAAGCUGGCAGCAGGCAGAGCUGUGUAGGCAUCCGUUCCUGUAUCCUCCCCUUUUGGACCCUGCCUCUGCCCUCCAUGCUCUCUUCAGAACAAAACGAGAAACCAAGAAUGGCAAACACUUGACACAAAGUCCUGCCUCAUCGCUGGGCCUGUCUGUGGCACUGUGGCGCAGGCGCCCCCACAAGCACACCCUCAGUGUAAUGUUUACAGUCCAGCUGCCCAGGCCAUGCUUUUAAAAUGCACAUUUUAACACUUUUUUAUAUUUUUAUAAAGUUUUUUUAUACAGCAACCUCUAUAUGGAUUUAUAUAAUCACUAGAUGUGAUCCUGUAUAAAUGUAUGUUAUUCCGGUCUCCUUGUUAUAAAUGCAUAUGACACAGUUAUCUCCAUUGUGUUACUUUUUCGGCACCUGGCUCCUUUUCCCUCGGCGUGCUGGGAAAUGGGCCUGUGCCCUUUACAUUGGCUUCACUGCCAUGUCCAUCCAUGUAUGUCCUUCAUAAUACUCAGUCCUGUAUCUCAGUAAAUGUUAACUUUUACUUAU